GCUGAAAUUCGCGUCUUCCUUCAAGCUCUGGACGCGAGCACAGACGGGCCUGUCUACCAAAAACGCUCCGCAAACGUACUCAAUCAUAUUCAAUCAAUCAACUGCAAGGGACACAAGAUUUUUAGACGGAGAAAAGACAGAGCCCGCGUUGACAGAAAAGUAUCUACUCGGUCUGAUAAAACGCUGCAUUUUGAAUUAUUCCGCAUUUACGAACUAGAUUAAAAAAAGCACAAUGCCCGCCCGCUUCCCCGAAAUCGCGCACAUGGAGUCGCCGCUGAUCCAGCCGCCGUCGCUCAACCUGGCGCCCGAAAUCAUCGAGCCGCCGCCCCUGCUGGCCGCCCCCUGGCCCCCUGGCGAGGAGGUGGUCAUCAGCGGCCUGUCUGCUCGUCUCCCUGAGUCUGCCAACAUCGACGAGUUCAGGGAGCAGCUGUUCGCCGGCGUCGACCUGAUCACCGACGACGAGCGCCGCUGGCCUUCGGGCCUGCACGGCCUGCCUACCAGGACUGGCAAAAUCAAGGAUCUGAACAGGUUCGACGCCACCUUCUUUGGCGUGCAUGCCAAACAGGCAAACGUCAUGGACCCGCAGCUGCGAAUGCUGCUCGAACUCACCCACGAGGCCAUCGUCGACGCAGGCGUCAACCCCACUUCCGUCCGUGGCUCCCGCACUGGCGUCUUCAUCGGAGUCUCGGCCAGCGAGUCUGACGAGUUCUGGACCUCCGACCCUGAGCAGGUGAACGGCUACGGCCUCACUGGCUGCUGCCGCGCCAUGUUCCCCAAUCGCAUUUCUUACACAUUCGACUUCUCAGGACCCAGCUACGCAAUCGACACAGCGUGCUCGUCAUCGCUUUUUGCGCUGCAACAGGCCGUGAGCGCAAUGCGCACUGGCCAGUGCGACGCAGCCAUCGUCGGAGGCGUCAACCUUCUGCUGAAGCCUACGUGCUCUCUGCAGUUCCACAGGCUUGGCAUGCUGAGCCCUCAGGGCAUGUGCAAGGCCUUUGACGCCUCCGGCAACGGUUAUGUCAGGAGCGAGGCCGCAGUUGUCAUCUAUCUUCAGAAGGCGAGUGUCUCCAAGAGGGUCUACGCUACUGUCGUCAACGCCCGCACAAACACAGAUGGCAACAAAGAACAAGGCAUCACAUUCCCAUCUGGCGCCAUGCAAAAACGCCUCAUUACGGAAACGUACGCUGAGGCGGGAGUUAGUCCCUGUGACGUCGUGUACGUGGAGGCUCACGGCACAGGCACCAAGGUCGGCGAUCCGCAGGAGGUCAACUCAAUCGCUGACGUGUUCUGCAAGGGCCGCAACACGCCCUUAAUGAUCGGCUCCGUCAAGUCCAACAUGGGCCACUCAGAACCCGCGUCCGGGCUGUGCUCCAUCGCCAAGGUCCUGGUCGCCAUGGAAAGCGGCGUCAUUCCCGCCAACCUGCACUUCCAGAACCCCAACAAAGACAUUCCAGCUCUGAAUGAUGGAAGACUGAAGGUCGUAAGUGAAAACACAUCAUUCCCUGGUGGUUACGUGGCUGUUAACUCCUUCGGCUUUGGCGGCGCAAACGCCCACGUGAUCCUUAAGUCUAACCCCAAGCCGAAGCCCUCUUCGCCACCCCUGCAAAACAACCCCAGUGUGGUGGCCGUGUCCGGCCGCACUGAGGAGGCCGUGCAGGAGUUUCUCAGGGAGGUGGAAAAGAACCAAACCGACCCUGAGUUCAUCGCACUCGUCAACGAGGUCCAUUCCAACAACAUUUCAGGACACGAAUUCCGUGGAUUCACACUCACCGGCACAGACCAGAAAGUGUCCGAAGUCAUGCAAUGGAACGGCGAAAAGAGGCCCAUUUGGUAUGUCUUCUCUGGAAUGGGCUCGCAGUGGGCUGGUAUGGCUCGCGACCUGAUGCGAAUCGAGUCCUUCCAGGCCGGCAUUCGCCGCUGCCACGACGCCCUGAAGCCCCACGGUCUCGACCUCAUCGACAUUGUCACCAACGGCGACGAUGAGACGUUUGAAAACGUUCUCAACUCAUUUGUAUCAAUUGCUGCUGUUCAGGUUGCGUUGGUUGACGUGCUGACCAGUGUGGGCAUCCACCCUGACGGCAUCCUGGGCCACUCGGUGGGCGAGUUGGGCUGCGCCUACGCGGACGGCACCUUCACGCCUGAGCAAACUGUACUGGCCGCCUACUGGCGUGGCCGCUGCAUUCUCGAGUCCAAGCUGCCGCCCGGUGGCAUGGCAGCCGUCGGCCUCGACUGGGAAUCCGUGAAGGCGCGCUGCCCACCAGGCGUUGUUGCCGCUUGUCAUAAUUCGGCCGACAGCGUUACCAUCUCAGGACCCGCCGAUUUGAUUAAAACGUUCGUCAAGAGCCUGACCGACGAGGGUAUUUUCGCAAAGGAGGUCAAGAGCGGCGGCGUUGCGUUCCACAGCCGCUACAUCGCCGAGGCGGCGCCUAAACUGCGUGCCUACCUGGACAAGGUGAUCACCAACCCGAAGCCCAGAAGUAACCGCUGGAUCAGUUCUUCCAUCCCCGAGGACGCGUGGUCAUCCGAGCUGGCCACCUACUCGUCGGCCGCCUACCACGUUAACAACCUGGUGUCGCCUGUCCUCUUUGCUGAGGCCCUCAUGCACGUGCCAGAGAACGCCGUGGUCAUCGAAAUCGCGCCGCACUGCCUACUGCAGGCUGUGCUCAGGCGCUCCUCCCUCCACCCUUCAUGCCUCAACGUGGGACUCGUCAGGAGGGGCCACCCCAACAACCAGCUCUUCCUCCUCUCCAACAUUGGAAAGCUCUAUGCUGCUGGCCUGCAGCCUAAGGUUGGACGCCUUUCGACUGUGCGCCCUAGCUUCCCAGUGUCAAAGGGCACUCGCAUGAUUGCCCCCAUCGUGCGUUGGGACCACAGCCAUGAGUGGAAUGUUGCAAACUUUGGGAAGGGCGCUGGUCGCUCUGGAGAAUGUGUCGUGGAAGUCGACCUGUCCAAGGAAGGCGAUGCUUUCUACGCUGGACAUUGUAUUGAUGGAAGAGUUCUUUUCCCAGCAACUGGCUACCUUACUCUGGUCUGGAGGAUGUUUGCUAAGCUGCAGGGCAAGUCUCCUGAGGACAUUUCGGUUAUCCUGGAGGACAUCCAGUUCCACCGCGCCACUAUCAUGCCCAAGGAAGGCUCUGUCAAAUUUCUGAUCACCAUCUUCGAAAGCUCUGGCCAGUUUGAGCUGAGCGAAGGAGGCUCGGUCGCUGUUUCCGGCAAAAUCCGCCAGCCUGAGGAGCCACAGAAGGAGUACCUGACGCUCAACACUCCCGCCCCAAAACAGGAGAAGGAGCCGCUGCUGCCCCUUGGCACCAACGACAUCUACAAGGAACUGAGGCUGCGAGGCUACGACUAUUCGGGCAUCUUCCAGGGAAUCGCGUCUGCUGAGAACCGUGGCGUCACUGGCACUCUCGCUUGGGUUGACAACUGGGUCAGCUUCAUGGACUGCAUGCUGCAGUUCUCCAUUCUGGGACAGUCCACGCGCGAGCUGUACCUGCCAACGCGUCUGCAGAGGGCCUUCAUCGACCCUGCCAGGCACCGGCAGUCACUGGCCCAAGCUGAAGGAAAGGGUGUCCCGGUCACCAUGUUCAGGGACAUCAACGUGCUGCAGUGCGGCGGCGUGGAGCUGCGUGGCCUCAAGGCCAGUUUGGCGCCCAGGCGUCAGCAGCCAGGCAGCGAGCCUAAGCUGGAGAAGUACAUGUUCGUGCCCUAUGAAAGCAGCAGUGAGCUGACCAAGGCGGCCGCCAUGCAGAUCUGCGUGCACCUUGCCAUCGAGAACACUCCCGCCAUGAAGAUCAAGGCUCUGGAAAUCGUUCCUGAGAAUGCCGACGAGCUGCUGACCACUGAAAUCGUUGAUAUUGUUGAAAAGGAGCCUAUGAUGCAUAUUGAUAUGGUAUUAAACGGCGCCGCUGUCCCUGCCGAUUUGGAGCCAUAUGGCGUCAAGAGCUCCGACAAAAUCCCUGCAGACGCAUCACUCCACUUGAUUGUGUCCAGGAAGGUGCUCUCCAGCGAUUCUGGUCAGCUCCCAGUGCUGGCCUCUGCCAUCAAGGCCGGUGGAUUCAUCCUUCUCAGGGAAGAGAAGGCUGUGGAUGCCCAGAAGAAACCUGUGAUUGAAAAGGCCGGUCUGCAGCUAAUUGCCUGCCAGACCAACAGUAAGGGCAUUUUUGUGCUCCUGCGCAAGCCUUUGGAGACCAACAAUCUUCCUUCGACCAUUGUCAGGGUUAACGGCACCAAGUUUGAGUGGGUCGAGGAGCUGAAGAAAGCAAUGCAGAUCAGCGAGAAGGAGGGCAAUAAGGUUUAUGUUAUCAGCGAGGGCGAGGAAACCAACGGAAUCGUCGGUCUGAUCAACUGUUUGAAGCAGGAGCCAGGUGGCGUGAACCUGAGGUGCAUAUUUGUUCAGAGCGCUGGCGCCCUUCCCAAGUUCAAGGGUGAAAGUGAUGCAAAAUACGCUGCUCAACUGAAGAAAGACGUACUGAUGAACGUCUACCAAAAUGGCACCUGGGGCAGUUACAGACACAUGCCCUUGACCACCAAUGGCGCAACCCUGAGCGUCGAGCACGCCUACAUUAACGCCCUGACGCGUGGUGACCUGGCAAGUCUGAAGUGGAUUGAAGGUCCACUCACAUUCUACAAGAAUGAAAACCAUCCAGGUACUGAGCUAUGCAACGUCUACUACGCGCCGCUGAACUUCCGAGACAUCAUGUUAGCCAGUGGAAAGCUGCCACCUGACGCAUUGCCUGGUGACUUGGCAGGCCAGGACUGCAUCCUUGGCUUGGAGUUCUCUGGUCGCGGCGCCGACGGCCGCAAGGUUAUGGGCAUGGUGCCUGCCAGGAGUUUGGCCACCACAGUGCUCGCUGACCCUGGUUUCCUGUGGGACGUACCUGCCAACUGGACCCUGGAGGACGCUGCAACUGUGCCUGUCGUCUACGCCACUAGUUAUUACGCGUUGGUUGUGCGUGGCCGCAUGCAACCUGGUGAGACUGUCCUCAUCCACGCCGGAACGGGAGGAGUUGGGCAGGCCGCGAUUUCUAUCGCACUAAGCAUGGGUUGCAAGGUCUUUACCACCGUCGGCAGUCCCGAAAAACGUCAGUUCCUGCUCAGGCGUUUCCCACAGCUCUCUGAGGCCAAUAUUGCCAACUCCCGAGAUACGUCCUUCGAGCAGCACGUCAUGUCGGCCACCAACGGAAGAGGUGUCGAUCUUGUGCUCAACUCGCUGGCCGAAGAGAAGCUUCAGGCGUCUGUCAGGUGUCUGGCGUAUGGCGCCAGAUUCCUGGAAAUCGGCAAGCUCGACUUCUCCAACAACAACCCGCUGGGCAUGGCGUUCUUCCUGAAGAACACCACCUUCCAUGGUAUCUUGCUGGACGCCCUGUUCGACGCCAGCGACGCGGAAAAGAAGCAGUUGGUCACCCUGCUGUCUGAGGGCAUCAAGAGCGGCGCCGUCCGGCCGCUGCCGGCCACCGUGUACUCGGAGGCGCAGGCAGAGCAGGCCUUCCGCUUCAUGGGCUCGGGCAAGCACAUCGGCAAGGUGCUGCUCAAGAUCAGGGACGAGGAGAGGGUUGAAAAGGUGAAGCCCACCCCUAAGAUGGUCGACGCCAUCCCCAGGUCGUACAUGAACCCCGACAAGAGCUACCUGCUCGUCGGCGGCCUCGGUGGCUUUGGCCUCGAGCUGGCAAACUGGCUGGUGUUCCGCGGCGCCAAGAACGUCAUCCUGACCUCCCGCAGCGGCGUCCGAACGGGCUACCAGUCGCUGUGCGUGCGCCGCUGGAGGGACGCAGGCGUCAACGUGAUCGUAUCCACUACCGACUGCAGCACCGCAGAGGGCGCAGUCAAACUGCUGAAGGAGGCGGCCACCCUUGGACCCAUCGGAGGCAUCUUUAACCUAGCUGCCGUUUUGCGCGACGCUUUCAUGGAGAAUCAGUCCUCAUCAGAGUAUGCGGCUGUGUACAAUCCCAAGGCCGGCACCACCGUGCAGCUGGACAUCGCUUCUCGAAAAAUGUGUCCCGAGCUGGACUACUUUGUCGUCUUCUCGAGCGUGAGUUGCGGCCGCGGCAACGCUGGCCAGAGCAACUACGGGCUAGCCAACUCGGUGCUGGAGCGCAUCUGCGAACAGCGCCAGCAGAGCUGCCUGCCCGGCCUGGCAAUCCAGUGGGGCGCCAUCGGCGACGUCGGUCUCAUCAUGGACGCCAUGGGUGGAAACAACGAGAGCGAAGUCGGUGGCACCAAGCCGCAGCGGCUCGUCUCGUGUCUGCAGGCCUUCGACCUCUUCCUGCAGCAGCCUGAGCCGGUCCUCGCCAGCAUGCUUCUCGCGGACAAACGAGGAAAUGCGGGCGGUAACUCCGGAGUCAGUCUCGUUCAGGCCGUCGCUAACAUUCUUGGUGUCAAAGAUCCAAGCACUGUAAGCCAAUCCGCCAGCCUGGCUGACCUGGGAAUGGACUCUCUGAUGGGCGCCGAAAUCAAGCAGACGCUUGAGCGAGGAUUUGAUCUGGUGCUGAGCGCCCAAGACAUCAGGGGCCUGAACUUCGCCAAACUUAACGCCCUGCAGAGCCCUGGAGGUGCCGAACAGCCUGCUGUGCCCGCAACCAACAACGCCGCAACCACCAACGGAAACCACGCACCAGGCAGCAAUGAUGAUAGUUUGGUGCAAAUCGAUAUGGAGCAGAUAAUGCCAAAGGAGGUGCUGACCAAGAUCCCAAGCAAGUGCAAAGACGGCAAGGGCCAACCGCUGUUCAUCGUCCACCCCAUUGAAGGUGUCGUCAGCGCUCUGAAGAUCUUGGCUUCCAAAUUGGACAUGCCUGUUUACGGCCUGCAGUGCACCGCUGAGGCGCCUCUUACUUCCAUCACAGACCUUGCUGCUUUCUAUGUUAAGGCGGUUAAGAAGUUCAGUCCAAAGGGGCCAUAUUCACUGGCAGGAUAUUCAUUCGGAGCUUGCGUGGCCUUUGAAAUGGGCGUCCAGCUGGAGAAAUUGGGAGAAAAGGUGAAAUUGGCCUUGCUGGACGGCUCACCGUCCUAUGUUGCGGCGCACACUGGCAACUACAAGGCUCGGCAGGCUCGCUCCACCUCUCCUCAAAGAGCAGAAGUGCAGGAAGCAGACGCGCUCACGUUCUUUGUUUCACAGUUCAAGGAAAUUGACGCCCAAAAGGUAAAGGACGACCUUGUCUCCCUACCUUCUCUGGAAGCGCGUUUAGCCAGGGUAUCAUCAAUGAUUGCCGGAAACAAGGGCAACAAGGUGGUGUCUGAAAUCAACCAGGCCGCUGAAUCCUUCUACAAAAAACUGAUCGUGGCCGAUUCUUACAAGCCCUCUGGCAAAUUUGGAGGAGACACAACGCUCCUCAGGGUUGAUGGAAACUAUCUCUCUUUGUCUGACGACUACGGACUCUCUAAUGUUUGCAAGAAGAAGGUGGUGGUUCAUACAAUCAAGGGCAACCACAGGGAUCUGGUUCAAAAUAGUUCAUCUACGACAGCCAGCUUCAUCAACAAAAUGCUGUCAAAUUCUAGCUAGACUGUAUUUAGUUAGAUUCUUUCUCAUUGACUAAAAUUCUCAAGUAGAAAAGACACAGAUGCUUUUAAAGUGCAUUCCUAUUUAUUUUUAUGUAUUUGUAAAUAUUGAAACAAAUUCUCUUUUAUAUUUUUUGUUAAUUUUAUAGGUUUAAGUCCCUUGCAAAAGAAAUAAAAAGUUGAUUGAGUACCAAAACAAA
Molecule: messenger RNA, 7691 nt
Organism: Cloeon dipterum
Lineage: Eukaryota; Metazoa; Arthropoda; Insecta; Ephemeroptera; Baetidae
Gene: FASN1
Product: Fatty acid synthase 1
Exons: 21
Coding region: 233-7495 (2420 amino acids)
Biological process (GO): fatty acid biosynthetic process
Molecular function (GO): 3-oxoacyl-[acyl-carrier-protein] synthase activity; phosphopantetheine binding; oxidoreductase activity
Source: RefSeq, a predicted model, not a curated record